AUAAAUUCUUUCCUGUGUUUCUGUUAUAGAUGGAAUGAGUUGUGAUUCCAUUUAUGAUGUAGCAAGUUCUUGUUUUGAAAAAUUUGAACAAGAUGAGGAAAUGGUAUCUCAUGAUAUCUCCAAGUCCUGCCUCAGUGAAACAGAAGGCAGCACAGACAUGAAUUUUCAUGUCAGUAGAGGCCUUGCCUAGGUUCUUGUGUGUCCUAGGCCAGGACAUACGUGCCAGCACAUUUGUUGUCUUCUUGACUGAAAGUGAGAAUAUAUAGCUGAGGCAUUUAAAAAUAGCAAACAUGGCUGACCUGGAGGCAGUGUUGGCUGAUGUCAGCUACCUCAUGGCAAUGGAAAAGAGCAAGUCUACUCCUGCGGCAAGAGCAAGCAAAAAGAUCAUCCUCCCUGAUCCAAGUGUGAGAAGUGUGACACAUCGCUACUUGGACAAGAUGGGAGAAGUUACAUUUGAAAAGAUUUUUAAUCAAAGACUUGGAUACUUGCUCUUCAAGGAGUACUGUGAGACUAUUUCAGAGGAACCUAUCCCACAGAUCAAAUUCUAUGAAGAGAUCAAGAGGUAUGAGAAGACAGAAAAUCUUGAGGAAAGGAGGAAGUUGGCAAGAGAAAUCUACGACAACUUCAUUAUGAGGGAGCUCUUGUCUAAUUCACAUAGUUAUUCCAAAGAUGUUGUGAAUCAUGUUCAGAAGUACUUGACCAAGAAUGAGGUUCCUUGUGAUCUCUUUGAGCUAACCAUGAAUGACUUCAGUGUCCACCGAAUUAUUGGAAGAGGUGGCUUUGGUGAAGUGUAUGGUUGCAGGAAGGCUGAUACUGGCAAAAUGUAUGCCAUGAAAUGCCUGGACAAAAAGAGAAUCAAGAUGAAACAGGGUGAAACGCUGGCGCUGAAUGAGCGUAUCAUGCUUUCUCUAGUCAGUACUGGGGCUGAUUGCCCAUUCAUUGUAUGCAUGACGUAUGCAUUCCAUACCCAAGACAAGCUCUGUUUCAUCUUGGACCUAAUGAAUGGGGGGGAUCUCCAU
Molecule: messenger RNA, 1019 nt
Organism: Darwinula stevensoni
Lineage: Eukaryota; Metazoa; Arthropoda; Ostracoda; Podocopida; Darwinulidae
Source: the annotation of a GenBank genome assembly